Molecule: messenger RNA, 1461 nt
Organism: Brassica rapa (field mustard)
Lineage: Eukaryota; Viridiplantae; Streptophyta; Magnoliopsida; Brassicales; Brassicaceae
Source: RefSeq, a predicted model, not a curated record
UUUUUGAUUCUAUUUUGGAAACCCAUAUCAAAGAUCAUAACCUAAACUACCUAAUGAAUAAAGUCUGUAGAGGAUGGAACUAUACCUCCAACCACUUGUCUGAUGAAGAUGGUCGCAUUGUGGUGAUCUGGAAGGACUCUGUUUCUGUAAAUAUUUUAUGUCAGUCUCGCCAAACCCUUACUUGUGAAGUCAAAAUUCCAAGCUCCAGCCUCUUUGUCUACACUGCUAUUUAUGCAUCGAAUGAAAGUACAGAGAGGGCCGACCUUUGGGUUGAACUAUUAAACCUCCAUCACACCUAUGCACUCUCAACUGUCCCAUGGAUGUUAGGAGGUGACUUGAACCAAAUCAUUCACUAUGAUGAGCACUCCAUUGCCUCUGUCAAUAGCUUCACUGCUAGGAUGGUUGAGCUGAAGGAUUGCCUUCUUCAAAUGGAGUUAUUUGACAUGAGAUUCCAAGGUCCUCUCUUUACUUGGUCAAAUCGCCAGCCUGAUGAUCCUAUAGCCAAGAAAUUGGACUGCCUACUGAUUAACAACCAUGUCCUGAACCUGUUCCCAAACUGCACCUCCUUCUUCCUCCCAACCUUUUUCUCAGACCACUCCCCAUGCAUCACUGACCUCUCCUUUACAAUCCCCUCCUCUGGAACCAGACCAUUUAAGUUCUUCAACUACCUAACCCUUCACCCUGAGUUUCACUGUGUGGUCUCUGAAACUUGGUCUUGCGCCGGAAGCAUUGUCUCGAACCUCACUAGUCUGUUUGUUUAUUGCAACUUGUGCAGGGACAAGUACUAACUACACCAACUUCGGAGCUCUUUGAGCAAGAUAAAUUAGCCCUCUAGAAGUGGAUCUUCCUACGUAAAAUAGAGGAGAUGUAUUUUAGGCAGCGGUCUCGGAUUAAUUGGCUAAAAGAGGGUGACCAAAACACUACUUACUUCUUCAGAAUCGUACAUACACAUCUCAACUUCAACACGAUACGUUCAUUUUCACUGGCCUCUGGUGUUCUGAUAGUUGAUCCCCUGGAAAUGAGUAGUCAUGAUGUUGGUCACUUUCAACGCAUCUUGGGUCCCCGAGUACUGCCCUUCACUGAAACAUCACCCCCCAUUUAGUUUCACUCGCUGUCAUCGUUCCUUUGCUCGGAAUCCCAGGCUGCUCAAAUGGUCUCCACUCCAUCUCCCGAAGAGAUCACAAAGACACUACUCAAGCUCAAACCAAUAAGGCUUCGGGUCCGGAUGGGUUAACUUCCGCCUUCUAUAAAGCUUCUUGGGACUUCCUAGGAUCAGAGGUGUUGCAAGCUCCGGGUCCGGAUGGGCAAACGCAGCUUUUGUGGUUGGUAGCGGUUGUUGGCGUUUUGCAAUAAUCACUCAAACCGUUCUAAAUCGCUUCAAACCGUUCUAAAUCUCAUAAAUUCAAAAGCUGGUUUUAUCUAGCGUUUACGGUUGCGGGAGGAUAAUUUAUUUUUUCUUUU